AUGGCAAUAAGUAUUAUCCGCCAUCAUCUCACUAAGGGUCUAAAAGAUCAGUAUCUCACUAUUGAGAAUCCUCUAGAACUUUGGACCGCUUUACAGCGGAGAUAUGAUCACCAGAAAACGGUGUUACUACCAAAGGCUACAUAUGAUUGGAAACAUCUGAGAAUCCAAGAUUUGAAAACCGUGGAUGAAUAUAACUCAGCUCUAUUCAAAAUUGUCUCCAAGAUGAGACUUUGUGGUGAGACUGUAACAGAGAAGGAUUUGUUGGAAAAGACUUUCUCCACAUUCCAUUCUAGCAACGUGUUGCUGCAACAUCAAUACAGAAAGAAAGGUUUCACCACCUAUACUGAUCUGAUCUCAUGCCUAUUAUUUGCUGAGGCUAAUAAUGAGUUGCUCAUGAGGAACACUGAGAUGAGACCUCCUGGAUCAACUCCAUUACCUGAAGCCAAUAAGGCUGUAGAGGAAAAGAAAGAACCCACCAAAGAAAGUAACCACGUCCAUCAUGAUAAACCACACGGCUAUAGAAAUGGCUAUGGUAGAGGAGGCCGUGGUGGAUGGAGAGGACGUGGUGGGCGUGGCAAUUAUAGCUCACACGGCCGUGGGAAAGGGAACCACUAUAACCGUGGUAGUGGUCCCAGCUAUGGCCGGUCCCAGGUAUGGCCGUGGUCGAGGCAGAAGCAGUGGUAUCUCUAA
Brassica napus (rape) is the source of this 690-nucleotide messenger RNA. RefSeq lists its product as uncharacterized. The coding region runs from base 1 to 690 and encodes 229 amino acids. The record is from RefSeq and is a predicted model, not a curated record. Lineage: Eukaryota; Viridiplantae; Streptophyta; Magnoliopsida; Brassicales; Brassicaceae. The transcript has a single exon.